Boeremia exigua is the source of this 909-nucleotide messenger RNA. RefSeq lists its product as uncharacterized. The record is from RefSeq and is a predicted model, not a curated record. The coding region runs from base 1 to 909 and encodes 302 amino acids. NCBI's taxonomy places the organism in Eukaryota, Fungi, Ascomycota, Dothideomycetes, Pleosporales, Didymellaceae. The transcript is spliced from 4 exons. Gene Ontology annotation, biological process: mycotoxin biosynthetic process.
AUGUUAGCUACGUUUUCUCAUCUCUUUCGCAGGGCACCCAAACAUACUCGUUUACCCCAGAGCGAUGAUGAAAUUCUUGAGGACGAAACGCUUGUGCCGGCUCCACCCUUGACUCCAUUUACAAACAGACCCUCUCCUCGUCCAAACUACGAAUACCAGGUGGCAUUGAGGACGCUCGUCAUUUGCAGUGUCGUAUAUCUAAGUGCCGGCUUCUGGAUCGCAUUUAGCACGCGCAGAAUCGAGUUUGUCACAAAUGCAGACGAGUUCUGCAUGCACCAUAUAUCUCAACACUCACCAGUGGUUGAAGAAGUAGAUCCAGGUUGGCAUACGAAGCAAUUCAACGGGAGCUUCCUCCAUGAGAACAUCUAUCGACAGUCAGCCGGGCCAGAAGUAGAUGCGGCCUGGCAGGCGUUAGGGGUGGGGCUGCGAAGUGUCAUCGUCCCUGAAAGCGAGGCCGAGAGAUCGGGUAUAAGCCGCGACCAGGUCAAAAUCAGUCAGGAGUACGGUGGCGGUUAUCCAGCUAACGUUGAGGGUCUCCAUCAUCUACACUGUCUGGAUCUCCUCCGGAAAACCUUGCAUUGGAAUUACAAUUACUACCUGGCCAAAGGGGAAGGCCCUUUCGUAAACUCUGAAUACAUCGUACGGAUACAUGCCACUCAUUGCUUGGAUAUGCUGAGGCAGGUACUGAUGUGCAACCCUGAUGUUGGGGUGCUCGGUCAAGUUUGGUGGCAGGCUGAAGGCGCACAUCCCACGCCGUUCGUCGACUUCAAUACGAAGCACCGAUGCCGUGACUACGAGGGCGUGAGAAGAUGGGCUGAAGCACAUCAGCUACCACUCGAGGAAGACGUGGAGAUGAGCCGCUUCUACGAGCCGCCAGAACCCGAAGACGUGCUUCCUGUCAUACCUUAG